Molecule: messenger RNA, 2766 nt
Organism: Brachypodium distachyon (stiff brome)
Lineage: Eukaryota; Viridiplantae; Streptophyta; Magnoliopsida; Poales; Poaceae
Exons: 3
Coding region: 904-2592 (562 amino acids)
Molecular function (GO): hydrolase activity, hydrolyzing O-glycosyl compounds
Source: RefSeq, a predicted model, not a curated record
GUUUUUGGCCUCCUGUGUCCUAAAAAACGUUUUCAGGACACAAGACUUGUUAUACAUCUCUGUUGAAGGCGCUCUAAUAGGAUUACAGUUAUUCGAACCAAAUUUAUGGUGCCAAUGAGAGAAAGGACACGGGUGGUUAUGUACCCAAUAUUAAAGCCGAUUCAUGAAUUCUUCUUGAUGGAUUUAGCCGUAGUUAAACGGUACAUGUCCGUAACUGUAAAAACAUGAUAUUUUGAAGGAUAACAUGGAGCCUUCAGGAUACGUAAAGAAAUCCUCUCUUCACAAAAUGUGAUACACAAUAUAUCAACAGAUAUGUGUACGAGACAAAUGUGAGUUAUCAAUGUGGCAACCCAAAAUCGCUUGAAAGCAGAAUAAUAUCUGUCAAAAGAAACUUGAGAAAACGGCAUAUUCACCCAAACACGCCCUUUUAGUGUACGCACAAUAUAAUCAUCAAACGAAAAUGAACCACAAAAUUAUUAACUUGAGAGGAGUUAGGUGGCCAUGUUUCUCCAACCCCUUACCGACCUCGAUAUAUAUAUUAUUUAUCCUUUUUUCACCCGAUCGAGCUGGGAAUUAGGAACAGUACCGCACCGAUCUUGUUGCAGUCCCUCGUCCUACCUUGAAGUAUAAAACAGUUGUUGCAUCCUUGAAACCUCAGCAAAGUCUAGCUAGUCAUGUUCAUCAGCUCCACACACAUGUCAAAGGCAUCGGAUCAGACCCAUGCCGGCCUGCAUGUCACCACCAUGUAUUUUUGAUCCCUUGAAGCCUCGCCCUUCCCCGUGCAUGACGAAGCAAAAGCAACCGAGCAAGCUAUAGUAGCUUUCCACUACCGCCUACAAAUACCUCCACUCUUCCUUCGUCUUCCCGCGGCCUCCAUCCAUCCAUUCACUGCAGUUAGGCAGGAUGAGGUUUACUUCAUCUGUUUUCACGGCGUGGCUGGCUCUGGGCUUGGCCUGCCAUUGCGCGCUUCUUCUUCGGCAUGCGGAGGCGGUGACGCUGUCGACGGCGUCGCGGUGGAUCGUGGACGAGGCCGGGGACCGGGUGAAGCUGGCGUGCGUGAACUGGCCGUCGCACCUGGAGCCGAUGCUGGCGGAGGGCCUGAGCAAGCGGCCCGUGGGCUCCAUCGCCGGGGACGUGGCCGCCAUGGGCUUCAACUGCGUCAGGCUCACCUGGCCCACCUUCAUGGUCACCAACGCCUCCUACACCUCCCUCACCGUCGCCCAGUCCUUCCAGAGGCUCAACCUCACGGAGCCGCUCGCCGGCAUCAGGGCCAACAACCCCGCCCUCGUCGACCUCAGGCUCAUCGACGCCUUCAAGGCCGUGGUGAGCAGCCUGGGCGAGAACAACCUGAUGGUGAUCCUGGACAACCACGUGAGCAUGCCCAAGUGGUGCUGCAGCAACACCGACGGCAACGGCUUCUUCGGCGACGCCUACUUCCAGCCGGACGUCUGGGUCGACGGCCUCACCAAGAUGGCCACCACGUUCGCCGCCGUCCCCAACGUCGUCGGCAUGAGCCUCAGGAACGAGCUCAGAGGGCCCAGGCAGAACGCAAACGACUGGUACAAGUACAUGCAGCGGGGCGCGGAAGCCGUGCACGCGGCGAACCCGCGGGCGCUGGUGAUCCUCUCCGGCCUGAGCUACGACAACGACCUGGCGUUCCUCAGCUCGCGGCAGGUCACCCUGAGCUUCGCCCGCAAGGCGGCGUUCGAGGUGCACUGGUACAGCUUCUCCAACAGCCAGGACUGGGCGUCGUCGAACCCCAACGAGGCGUGCGCCAGGAUCGGGGCCAGCGUGUCCCGCCGCGCGCUCUACCUGCUCGACCAAGGCUGGCCCGUCUUCCUCAGCGAGUUCGGCGUCGACAACCGGGGCGGCAACGCCAACGACAACCGCUACUACGGCUGCGCCGCCGCCGUGGCCGCCGACCUCGACCUCGACUGGGCGCUCUGGACGCUGCAGGGGAGCUACUACCUCCGUGAGGGCGUCCGGGACCUGGACGAGGUCUACGGCGUGCUCGACCGGUCCUGGCGCAACCCGCGGAACGCGACCGCGCUGCGCAGGGUCCGCGCCCUGCAGCGCGCCUUCAGAGGCCCCGGGUUCGCCGAGGCCGCGCCCUACGUGGCGCUGUUCCAUCCUUCGACGGGGCUUUGCGUGGCGCGGAGGUCCUCGCCGGUAUCGCCGCUGGAGCUCGGGUCCUGCGAGGGGGCGGAGGCGUGGGCUUACGACGCGCAGCGGCAGAGGCUGGCGCUGCGGGACAGCCCGCUGAUGUGCCUGCGCGCCGAGGGGGCCGGCCGGCCCGUGCGCGUCGGCAUGGCGUGCGCAACGGACGAGAUGGCGCGGUGGCGCCUCGUGUCGGACUCCAAGCUGCACGUCGCGGCCAACGCGUCGUCCGGCGCUGGCAUGCUCUGCCUGGAUGUUGGAGCGGAUGGGCGGAGCGUGGUCACCAACACGUGCCGGUGCCUGAGCGCGGACAACAGCUGCGACCCGGAGAGCCAGUGGUUCAAGCUGGUGAGCAGCACCCGGAGAGUCGGCGCCAGGAGCAUGCUCGCGCAGCCGCCCCUCAAGCUCAAGGACUUGAAGAUCCGCUCGCUUUGAUCGGGCCGGAUGAUUCGUGCGUGAGAUCGAGCUCCGUGUACACACACGGCUUUACCGUAUCUCCUCCUAGCUGUAGCUGCAAAUGCGCAGGGGUGAAAGAGAGAGAUGCUGCUCUAGAACCAGAGCAGAGUCUUCAGAUAACUAAAUGGAAUAAGAUAACACCUUCAAAUCGGU